AUGGAGAGAACAGUGUAUAACUCUUCGGCAGGUGUUCUGGUCAAGUGCGACUCCUCCAUUAAAGCCAUCAUCAUGCGUAUCAACACAGAGAACAAUCACGAGAUCAUCAUCGAAGACAUUGACGAUGAGCAUGUACUGGUCAAGAGCCAGAGACAUGAUGACUUGAAGCGGCUGCUGAAGGAGGCCCUGAAGGACACGGUCAAAGAGCCAGAGGAGAGCUCUGAAUCGGAGUAG
Messenger RNA from Zasmidium cellare ATCC 36951, 234 nucleotides. RefSeq lists its product as uncharacterized. Gene Ontology annotation, cellular component: transcription factor TFIIH holo complex; transcription factor TFIIH core complex. Gene Ontology annotation, biological process: nucleotide-excision repair; transcription by RNA polymerase II; nucleotide-excision repair, preincision complex assembly. The record is from RefSeq and is a predicted model, not a curated record. The transcript is spliced from 2 exons. Lineage: Eukaryota; Fungi; Ascomycota; Dothideomycetes; Mycosphaerellales; Mycosphaerellaceae. The coding region runs from base 1 to 234 and encodes 77 amino acids.